Messenger RNA from Hymenoscyphus albidus, 1580 nucleotides. Lineage: Eukaryota; Fungi; Ascomycota; Leotiomycetes; Helotiales; Helotiaceae. The record is from the annotation of a GenBank genome assembly.
AUGCGUUUCUUCGCCCGCUCAUCCUCACUCGAAGAUCCAUCAUCCCCCACAUCUCCCCAAAACCCCUCACCAAAAACCGCCUCCGCAUCCGCAGCUUUAAAAUCCACCUACUCGUACAUCAAUCCCCUACCCCCAACCCCAACCCCACCAAGCAUCACACCCCCCAAACCAGCAUUGAGUAUCCUGCCUACUUACCCCAUCACCACAUCUACCUCGCGAGAGGCAUCGAGGACGUCGAGGAAUGAUGGGGAGGGGUCGUCGGUAUACGCACAGACACAAAGNCCUGCCUACUUACCCCAUCACCACAUCUACCUCGCGAGAGGCAUCGAGGACGUCGAGGAAUGAUGGGGAGGGGUCGUCGGUAUACGCACAGACACAAAGUCUUGCCAGCUCAGUAUACGUACAAAGCCCACAUACGUCUGAGAAAUCGCGUAGGCUACUUGAGGUAUAUGAUCCGAAGGUUGCGGGGACGGGUGAGGUAUUGGCUGGGAAGGAGAUGGUGAUGAAGAGGGUGGUGGAGGAUGUUUUGUGGUGUGCUGUGAGGGUGCAGAGGCAUGAGUGGGUUUUGGGGGCGGGGAGUGAGAUGUUUGGGGAGUGUGAGUUUUUCUUUUCUUGUUUUCUUUUUCUUGUUUACCUUUACUUUUGGAUUUGCGUUUGGGGAGGGGAGGGGAUGCUGAGGGUUGUGUUUAGUGAAGACGGUGGAGAGGUGGGAUGUCAUACAUACGGAUAUUCAACGCUAUGGUUUGUCUCGACCCAUUCCAUUGGAUUUGAUAGAGAGCUGCUGCUGAUGAAAAGACUACAGUCCAAGCACUGGCGACUUACGAACACCUCUCUUCUCAAGACCCCAAGACUCAACUCCUAGAUCUCUGCUCCCUCACAACAUGGAGACAAAUCCAUCGUCUCGGCCGCACCCUCGCAACCCUCGAAUGCGCACACCACCACCUCUCAAAACCAUACAAUGAAUCAUACAACGAGUCCCUCGAGCCCAUCAUCCAAGAACUCACCCAUUCCCUAAGCACCUCCAUAACCACCCUCUGCAAUAGCACCAUCAACAGCAACAGUAACAGCAAAACCAAAACCCUCCCCUUCCCCAUCCAAGUAAGGAAAUCCUCACAGUCCUCACAAACACGCAGCACGAGAAUCGUUCCUAGAUCCACCAUCGCCACGCUUGCGGGAUGUGCAUUGAUAGUCCCGGUGCUGUUGAUAGUACUCGGUUCUGAAAUGGUUUGUGGACUCUUUACGACUAGUUCUUUUGCCUUGGCUGUGGGAUUGGUGUUAGCUUGUCGGUUGAGGGAGGGAGAGAGAGAGGAUGUUGGGAGGGUUGUGGUGGUUUAUUUGGGGGUUUGGAUGGUGCUUCAGGCUUUUGAGUAUGGGGCUGGUGUUUCUGUUUCUGCUUGAGAUGGUGUAGCUGUAGUAGAGGUUGGAUAAUUGGAUGGUGGUAUGGUGGAUGGUUUAUCCCUUGCUUCCGAGGUUCUCUGAAGCGAAUCGAUUGAGAGAAGCUUUUCUUGGAUUUUGGAAGCCUUCUGGGAUUGAGCUAGGAAUAGUAUACGGAGGUAGCCGCCAAUAAGUCAAUUCUUCUA